AGUUUCGGAACGCACUUGCACUCCGGUAAAAGGGUGAGUGAACCUACUCAUUGUUAUUUAUUGCAUUUGACUCUAAUAAUACAUUAAUUAGCCAUUUUACGGGCACAUCGGGCGCAAUAACACAGGCAGUGACAGCCAUGCCGAUGUGAGUAAUACGAGAGGUGUGGCGCGACCGGGGCGUUGUUCUUGUGUGCAGUGACAUUGUGUGAAAAAAUAUUUUUUCUAUCUCGCAAGAUGACCGAGUACAAAUUAGUUGUGGUGGGCGCCGGAGGCGUCGGUAAAUCCGCAUUGACUAUACAGCUGAUACAAAACCAUUUUGUUGACGAGUACGAUCCGACGAUAGAGGAUUCUUACCGUAAACAAGUAGUGAUUGACGGUGAGACGUGCCUGUUGGACAUAUUGGACACAGCGGGGCAAGAAGAGUAUUCCGCGAUGCGGGACCAGUACAUGCGGACUGGCGAGGGGUUCCUGCUAGUGUUUGCGGUGAACAGCGCCAAGAGCUUCGAGGACAUCGGCUCGUACCGCGAGCAGAUUAAGCGCGUGAAGGACGCGGAGGAGGUGCCCAUGGUGCUGGUGGGCAACAAGUGCGACCUGCAGGCGUGGGCCGUGGACAUGACGCAGGCCAGAGAGGUGGCGCGGAGUUACGGCGUGCCAUUCGUAGAGACUUCAGCCAAGACGCGGAUGGGGGUCGACGAUGCCUUCUACACGCUCGUGCGAGAGAUACGCAAGGAUAAGGAGAGCCGCGGCAAAAAGUACAAGCGGGGGCACAAGCUGGGCUCCGGGCGCGGCAUUAAAUGCACGCUACUGUAAGCCGUAGAUAGUAUUAGGCUUGGACUGCAAGGAUCUCGGUCUUUUUAGCUAGGAGAAUGGGGCAGGAGCCAGAGACACGAUGGUAAAGUUUGUAUGGAACUUUUGGACGUUGUAAACAAAGUGGUUUUUGUGAACUUUAAGCUGUGCAGUUUGCAUUAUAAAAAUUGUGGUCCAUAUGGAUUGAAUACCGCUUAUGUCAAAAUAUUAACACCCUUAUUCAUAGACGUUAUUUAUCUAAGGACGCAGAAUUGUUGUGAUAACAAGUCUGUUUCUCAGCUUUGUUUAUGCGACAGCUUCCUGUUUGUUCAGCUUUGUUUAUCUGACCGCCAACUAGAUUCAAAUUGUAUCUCAAUACUAACCAAUCACAACGGCCCUAUGUCUACGCACUGCGAAGGCUGCCAUGCCGUCAGCGCUGAGAAACAGAUUUGUUAUCACAGCAAUGCUCCGUUCUUAGAUAAAUGACGUCUAUGUAUAAGGGGGUAAAUGUUUACAACGUCUGCAAGAUCCGUCAAAACGGUGGGGUUGUCAACUCAAAUAUCCUAGGUAUUCAUUUAUACCAAUUUACUGCCACCUGUUGUAGAAAGAUGUAACAAUGUGCUCUUAAUUGUUUUCAUUAUUCGAGAACUUCGUACAAAAAUAUAUCCAAGGGAUGUGUAAUAAAUUGCCCCAUUGUCCUUUCUGUGUCGAGUAAUGAGACUUCUUGUUAAUGUGGAAAUAAUAUUUAUGGAUAUUGUUCUGCUGAUUUUCUAAAACCUAUGGUAUUGUUAAAAAUAUCAUAAGUUUUGAUAUAACCGCAAAAGAAAUAACAUCUAUUAUGUUUAUGCAAAACACACAUUUUUUAUUGAAGUACAAAAAUAAGUUAACAACAAAUUAUAAUGUAUAUAUUUGAUAUAAAAACCGGCCAAGUGCGAGUCGAAUUCAGGUACCGAAAAUUCGUACCUCCGCCAUAUUUAGUAUCUAUUAUUUGUUUUUAAUAUAACUCAUAUUCUCUGUUAAGAUUACUCAAUUUCAGUAUGCUACUUAUUACUAUUCAAAAUAUAAUAUACGCAUUGAAGAUUGUACGGACGGAUAAGCAGCCUAGUUUGGUAACAGGGUCCGGUUGAUACCUUUUGGGUACGGUACUCCUAAUUACGUCGUAUAAAUAAGUUUGUGUAAAUUCCGAAAAUGUCUAAUUUGAGGGAGGCUGCGAGGCGCGGAAUGAAAACUUAUUCCGCAGACACGAAAGUACGGGUCAUACAAAAAAUAUGAAUAUAAAACAUUUGGGUUGGCCAAAUGUGGGUUAUUUUUAACGGGAAAAGUUUGGAAAUCACGAACGGAUGGUUACCCUAUCAUAGAGUUUAUUAGGGAAGUAUGAAUUAUGAAAGAAUGAUGCUGUGUGCACCAAAAAAAGUUUACAAUAUUGAAUAAUAUUUUAAUUGAUUACCUGCUAAACAUUCAUGCUGAUAGUAAUAAAAGAUGUACUAAAAUUUAUAUUAUUUUUUAAAUGUGAUACUUUUAAGUACUUCUUCAGGUAGCAUAUGUUUAUAUUUUUGAUGCAACUAAUAAUUUGCACGCAAUAUUUAAAAAAUAAUGAAAUAUAAAUCAUGAUAUCUAAUAUUGUCUCUUAUUUGGUGCACAAAAGAUAUUUUUCUUAUAAUUAAUAAAAACGAUCAGUCCUAUUUGUCAAUAUUGUUGACAACAAGAUGAUUUGAUUGACCAUUCCCGAGUGAAUGAAUGAUGAUUUAAAAUUUAUGAAUUUUGUACUCCUAUUGGAAACAAGAUAAUAAUUUUCAUCUCUUUAUUUGGUAUUUGAAAACACAUAAUAUAAUAAUUUUAUGUAAUUUAUUAUGUAUUUUUUUAUAUAUGUAUUUAGAAUUAAUUUAUUGUCUUUAUAGAAGUGUAUUAUCAAGCCAGUAAAUAUGAAUGAAUUGCCAUUUGAAAUAAUAUCCAUAAAUAUUAUUUUUUUUAUUUUAAUAAAGGCAGUUACAUUCUACCGUUAGGCAUGCUUCUACAUUAGAUUUUCAUUGUACAGUCUUGUUAAUAUAAAACCGUGUUGUGGGGCUUCUAUGAAAAUGGGGAUUGAGUGUUUAUGCAUCUUAUUGUAUUCAUAUCUCGAUACCAAAGUGUGACCAGCUGUGAAAUAUCUUCUUUGAUUUUUUUUUCAUUAAAUCGCUCAUAAUUUCUCAGCUAUCAUGCUUUGGAUUUCAUGUAUCGAUAUACAUAGUAACCCAAUCUCGAUAAACCAAUAAGUUUGCUUGUAAUUCACACUACAAACUUUGGAAGUGUCUCAAGCGUUUCAUAACAAAGUAAGGCUUUAAUAAUAAAAUUGAGAACUUGAAAAAAGCCAACAUAAUAAAUGCCGAUUGUGUUUUUCAUCCAUCACACUUCUGAAAGCUAUAUGAAGUUGUAAAAAAUAAUAUGCAACAAGCCAAUAUUAGCCUUUACCUCCUUAAUUCUGUGUUCAAACCACCUAAAACAUAGGUUGUGUAUACAAACUUCUAGGUUUAGAAAUUUAGUUAUUAUUCCGCUAAGUUUGAAAGUGUUUUCAGUUUGUAUAUGUUUCCUUUGCCUUUACCUUCCUCAGAGGAGACAUUUAAAGGUCUGUUUAAAUGUACGCCGUUAUGGUUACUUCUGGGGCGUUUAGGAAAUUCUACCAUAAUGAGUGUGAUCUUUGUCACUAGCAUGGGAGGAAGACAAUAUUAUGUUAAAUUUGCUGGUAAAUGACCCAUAUAUUUAAAGAUACCAUUUUUUAGGGUUGUAUUGCCAUGAUAAAGAAAAGAUGACGUUUUGGAACAUGUUUCAGAUAAAUUAUUUAUAAUUGGUUACCGGAUUAUAUGCAACCUAAAAAGACCGAAAUGAGCAUGAAUUAUGUUUAAAAUAUGCAUGCAAAACGUCAAAAUAUUCAACAUCAAUUAAUUAAUGGUCUCACGAUUCCAACCGAUUUAUAAUGUAUUUCGCAUUAAAUUUUCACAAAAGUUGGUCAUAUUGGGUUUGUCAUCCACUUAUUGUUAGUUAUCAUAAUUAACGGUAAAUAUAAUACCCCCGAUUAUUGCAAAAAUAUUUAUGCACCAUCCCAUGGUUUUAGGGAUAAUAUACAAACUCUCACAAAAAUGGCCAAAAUAUACAAAUGCAUAUAAUUCGUUUUCUAGUUAUAAUCAUGCAAAUUUGAGAGAUGAUUAAUUACUCUCUUUUAUAAUUAAGUAGUAUGAACAUAUAAAGGAAAUCAUUUGAAAUUAAAUAAUGUUCCAAAAAUGGCUAACCAACCUUAAAAUCACAUAAAUCUUGUUUACUAACUAAACUAACUAACUUGUAACAUAUCAAGCAUAAAUAGCUCAGUCCUCAAGGCGUUGUACUGAAGGUGCUAUUGUUGAUCAUACUUGAGCUGGUCGCUUAAAAGUCGAUGAGUUGUCGAGGUACGGGCGCUCAAGUGACACGUCCAUGAACGGAUAAAUUGGCGCGGAACGGCGCUACGGGCUACGGCCUUGUAAUUAUCAAUAUUUUUAGUAUGACAUUGUAAUUCUACCUCCACAAGUACCUCGCUUGGGCCUGACUGCAGCGGCGACCUCCUUACAGAAUGUGCCCGGCGCGUGUUCAAACUUUUGUAAAAUAAUUGGUAUAACUGUUACUUAGAUAGAGCAAUCUGGCUGCGGUGCGGAAGGGGUUCUAUGGAAAUUCGUUUUUCCUCACCAGUCUUAUAGUGUGGGACAUUUGUCGGAACUAUGUUGGUAAUAAUAAAUAUUGUAGUAAAAAGAAGCACCCUUAUGUUUAUCACAUGAAAGUAGCUCUUUGUUUACAGGUAUUAGGCAGGUAAGGGAAAACGAAUUAUAUUCCAAUCUUGUUAUAUUAUAGUAUACAUUUAUAUUAUAUCAAAUAAUAAGAUUUAAUCCGUUAAUAAAUAUUAUAAGACUUGAAAUUAUAAACUAAAUUAUAUAAUUCUAUAUUUGUAAUCUAAUGAAUAUAUGAUUAAAUCCACUUCCGCAUCCCGCAAACAUGAACAUUUGUAAAAACGAAAAACAAUGAAGAUUGAUGGUAAAAUUUUCACGAAGUUAUAAAUAUGUAUUUAGCGUAAGGCUUGCAACACUGAAGUCUUUUUUAUAUCAUAUUUGAAAACGUAUCUAAAUUACCAAUAUUUGUUUUUCAUUAUGUUGCUUUUGAAAAGAAGCCUUGAUUUUAUUUGUGUGAGAGUUAUGUCGUUGUACAUCAUUUUAUAGUGUUUUACAAAAGGUGCCUCCGUUGUGUUCCGAGUAACUUAUACAUAAACUCUCACACAAUAAUGUCGUAUAAGAUUUAGAUGAGAUCGUCAAGAAUGCAGCGACUAGAGUCGAUUAGAUCACUAGAGCAAUUGAACGCUAUAUAAAUAUGACACAAUGGGAGAUUGUUAUCGAUGUAAUUAUAAGAUAAAUUGUUGAAUGUUUUCUACUGUUUUAGCCGAGUAACUUUUUCUAUUUCAUUAGUAUAGGAUGCUUGAUUCGACGCUUCCACAAAAGAGAACUUGGGCAUUAAAAUAAGGCAUUAAAAUGUAAUACUUGCAAACAUGUUAAAUGAGGCAAUUUCUCUUGACAAAUAUAUUAAAAGAAUGGAAUGUAUCUAUGUUCAAAACCAGUUAUUAUUAGCGUAUAAGAAAUGUUUUGGCUACUUACAUAUUUUCUUCAUUCUAUAAAUAUUUAACAUUUUAUAAGGCUUCGUAAAGUUAUUUCCAUAGCGACAAGUUCUUUUUUCAAUUAUAAAAUCCAGUUUAUUUGGGUUCCCACAAAUAGUUUAUUAAGUAUGUUAUGCAUAUUGUUUUACUCAGCAUGUACAAUGAAUUAAUAAAACGAAUUUUUUAAACAAAUUAACAUUAUAUUGGUAUAUAUUUUGAUAGAUUUCCGUAGUGAUUUAAGUUAAAGUAUGUUUAGUCAUUAGUUUAUUGUAAGCAGAUAUGAACGGAAAAUAGUUUUUUAUGCAUUAUUUUGUCUUCAAACGCAGCGUCCUUAUGCCGUUUGUGUCAUCUGGUAAUAUUUCCAUGAUAUGUAAAACCUCAGUUUACUUAAUACUUGUACUAAGAUACUUAUUUGUAUUUGACACAAAUUCCCACCACUUCGGUAUAAAGACGUGAAGAAAUAAAACAUUAAGCUGCCAUGGAAAUCGUAAAUAUUUGCCAUUUGAAAAAUUAUAUCCAUUUUGUAGCCAUAUUUUUUUAUAUAUUUUUAGUGCUUUGCAACAUUUACAAGGAAUAAAUCAGUCAUUGUACGAAUGGUGUUGUAAUGUUUACCAUUUAAAAUUAAUUUUGAAGAUAUGCACAAUAUUUGUUGGAAAUAGUAGAUAAUGUUUAAUUAAUUCUGUAACAAUGUAGCACAAGACCGUGUGCUAAUUGAAAUAAAUUGAGAUCACUGUG
Messenger RNA from Manduca sexta (tobacco hornworm), 6163 nucleotides. It is a transcript of the gene Ras85D, whose product is annotated as GTPase HRas. Gene Ontology annotation, biological process: epidermal growth factor receptor signaling pathway; Ras protein signal transduction. The record is from RefSeq and is a predicted model, not a curated record. Gene Ontology annotation, cellular component: plasma membrane. The coding region runs from base 235 to 810 and encodes 191 amino acids. Gene Ontology annotation, molecular function: GDP binding; GTP binding; GTPase activity. Lineage: Eukaryota; Metazoa; Arthropoda; Insecta; Lepidoptera; Sphingidae. The transcript has 2 exons.